Molecule: messenger RNA, 567 nt
Organism: Miscanthus lutarioriparius
Lineage: Eukaryota; Viridiplantae; Streptophyta; Magnoliopsida; Poales; Poaceae
Source: the annotation of a GenBank genome assembly
AUGGCGGCGGCGGCGGCGUCGACGCCGCAGGGGGUGGCGGAGCGGCGGGGCAUCCCGGCGGCGGCCUUCGUCGAGGACGUCGAGGCCUACCUCCGCCAGGCCGGGCUCGAAGUCAACUCCGCCCUCGCCUUCCUACAGGAAAGGUUGCAGCAGUACAAAAUAGUGGAGAUGAAGCUUCUAGCACAACAAAGAGACCUUCAGGCAAAGAUUCCUGACAUAGAGAAGUGCUUGGAUAUUGUUGCAACAUUACAAGCUAAAAAGGAUUUGGGUGAGGCACUCAUAGCUGAUUUCGAAUUAUCCGAGGGAAUCUACUCCCGUGCAAAAAUUGAGGAUACCGACUCAGUGUGCCUGUGGUUGGGUGCAAAUGUGAUGUUGGAGUACUCUUGUGAUGAGGCCAAUGCCCUCUUGAAGAAAAACUUGGAAAAUGCCAAGGCCAGCUUAGAAGUCCUUGUUGCUGAUCUUCAGUUCUUGCGAGACCAGCAAACCAUCACUCAGGUUACAAUUGCUCGGGUAUUCAACUGGGAUGUACACCAACGGAGAAGCAAACAGGCUGUAAAAGAAACUUGA